UUAUUGUCGCCUAGUUGCGUGUAUACGUGUUUGAUUUUCAGUUGAAAAUAUGGAUAAACCCGUGGUUCUUGCACGUGUAGUGGAGGUUUUGGGACGUACUGGAUCCCAGGGCCAAUGUACUCAAGUGAAGGUAGAGUUUAUAGGAGAACAAAAUCGUCAGAUCAUCACAAAUGUUAAAGGUUCAGUCAGAGAAGGUGACAUCCCAACCCUACUGGAGUCUGAACGUGAAGCCAGAAGAUUAAGAUAG
Molecule: messenger RNA, 247 nt
Organism: Homalodisca vitripennis (glassy-winged sharpshooter)
Lineage: Eukaryota; Metazoa; Arthropoda; Insecta; Hemiptera; Cicadellidae
Product: 40S ribosomal protein S28-like
Exons: 1
Coding region: 50-247 (65 amino acids)
Biological process (GO): translation; maturation of SSU-rRNA; ribosomal small subunit assembly
Cellular component (GO): ribosome; cytosolic small ribosomal subunit
Molecular function (GO): structural constituent of ribosome
Source: RefSeq, a predicted model, not a curated record